AUGAAUUCAACAGGUGCCCAACAAAUUCUCAUACGAGACACGUUCGCUAUGGCCUUCACCAAGAACUUCAUCGUGAUCCUGGUGUGGCUUCUUCUCAGCUACAUCAACGGCACUGUAGUGGCCACCUUCUUCAAGCACCAAAUGUUUUACGAAGACCCUCGCUACAUUCUUUUUAUCCAUAUGGUCAUUAAUGACGCCAUGCAACUUACUGUAACCAUUGCACUGUUUGUGGUUAGUUACACCUUGUAUACCAUUAGCGUAAGUGUGUGUUGUUUUUUCAUCCUGGUGGCCGUGUUUACCACCCGCAGCACACCUGUUAAUCUCGCAGGCAUGGCCGUCGAACGUUACAUCGCCAUCUGUUAUCCCCUCCGUCAUGCCCAGAUUUGCACAGUUCGCCGCUCUUACAUGCUCAUAGGGGCUAUUUGGUUUGUAUCUGUGGUUCCUGACAUCACAGACCUUUUUGUGACUUUAGCCACAGAACCGCUCAGUUUCUUCCAAACUGCUGUUUUCUGUCUCAGGCCCAAUGUGUUCAAAGACCCGGUGUUGCUGUAUAAACGCCAGGCCUUUGACGGGAUCUACUUCUCAAUGGUCUUCCUAACACUGCUGUGCACGUAUCUGAGGAUCGUGUUCGCGGCCCGUGCGCUCUCCACCGAGAAGACCUCCGCCAAACGGGCCACAAACACCAUCCUGCUCCACGGGCUGCAGUUAUUGAUGUGCAUGCUCUCGUACAUCUCUCCAAAUGUGGAGGGCUUGUUGCACAUCAUCUUCCCGGGACGCAUCCUUGAAAUCCGUUUUGCGAACUAUCUUAUUGUGUAUAUCCUUCCUCGCUUUCUGAGUCCGAUCAUAUAUGGAGUCCGAGAUAAAAAGUUUCGUAAAUAUCUGAAGAGGUAUUUUGUGUGUAAGUGGCAUCGGGAUACAAAAGUAGAAUGUAAAGAUGAAGACAAACAAAUUGCUCUUAGUUAA
Messenger RNA from Paramisgurnus dabryanus, 963 nucleotides. Its product is annotated as odorant receptor 131-2-like. Gene Ontology annotation, biological process: detection of chemical stimulus involved in sensory perception of smell; G protein-coupled receptor signaling pathway. NCBI's taxonomy places the organism in Eukaryota, Metazoa, Chordata, Actinopteri, Cypriniformes, Cobitidae. Gene Ontology annotation, molecular function: odorant binding; G protein-coupled receptor activity; olfactory receptor activity. The record is from RefSeq and is a predicted model, not a curated record. Gene Ontology annotation, cellular component: membrane.